Striga hermonthica is the source of this 2025-nucleotide messenger RNA. The record is from the annotation of a GenBank genome assembly. NCBI's taxonomy places the organism in Eukaryota, Viridiplantae, Streptophyta, Magnoliopsida, Lamiales, Orobanchaceae.
AUGGCUCGGCAAUUUUGGGCGACGGAGGUCGGUUUUGGUGGUGUGCUCUUGCGAAGGUGGCAUUCUCUGAGAUGGCGGUGGUGGCGGCAGUACUGGCAGGCAGCCGGGUGGAGCUUCAAUCUCUGGUCUCAUUCGUUCUUUAAUGGCGAAAACACACAAUGUCACAAUUUUUAUCUCUCUUCGUUUAUACCUUGGAGAGCCCUUCAAUCUUCAGGUGGCACGCAUUGCCGUGAGGGCACAAAAAGGGGAAAGCAAUUCUCCCCGGAAGAAUUCGGCGGAGCUCAAAUUUCCGGCGUUUCUGAACUCCCAACGCCUCAACGCCGGAAAUUCCUCCGCAGAAUGGCUUCAGCACCAUCCGGCUCAAGAACAAGCCCGCCACCUCCUCCUCCGGCUGACGACCAGCCGACCCCAUCCUCCCCGCCACCAGAGCCAUCUCCGCUGCCGCCUGCCGCCCCAUCCCUCAGCUCUGGGAGGAAUCCGGACUUGUCUCCACCGCCGCCUGUGGCACCUUCUGGCCAAUCACCACCGUCGCCAGCCAUCUCAACGCCGAGGUCAAAUGCCAAUAGUGAUGUUGGGCCCAGUCCCUCGUCGGGAGUAUCGGGUACGGAGUUAGCCGUAAUUUCAGGUAUCAUUGGCGGCGGAAUAGUGAUCCUCGCGCUUAUGUUUGUUUGUAUAUUGUGCAUCACGAAGAAGAAGAACAAGAAACGGGAGUUUUAUUUGGAGCAAGGGCGCCCUCCUAAAGGUGCUGAUCAAUACUACAAAGGUCCCAGAAAGAAAAAAGUCAGCCCGACCAUUGACCCACACAUGAAGAUCCCUACUAACAACAGCAGUGAGGACAGUCCAAGUAGCCACUCAAGCCACAACCCAUUCCAGCCUUCUAAUAUGGGUGGCUACGGAGCCAACAGCUUGUUCACCUAUGAUGAGCUGGAGGCUGCUACCGGUGGGUUCUCUCAGGCCAAUCUGCUGGGGCAGGGAGGGUUCGGGUACGUGCACAAGGGGAUCCUGCCCAACGGGAAGGAAGUGGCUGUGAAGAGCCUCAAGUCAGGCAGUGGGCAAGGGGAGAGAGAAUUUCAGGCCGAGGUAGAAAUCAUUAGCCGUGUCCAUCAUCGGUAUCUCGUGUCCCUUGUUGGUUACUGUAUUGCUGGUCAGCAGAGAAUGCUCGUCUAUGAGUUCGUGCCAAAUAAGACAUUGGAGUUCCACCUCCAUGCAAAAGGGCAGCCGGUCAUGGAUUGGGCUUCCAGGCUUCGGAUUGCAGUGGGAUCGGCCAAGGGGCUAGCUUACUUGCAUGAAGAUUGCCACCCUAGGAUUAUUCAUCGUGAUAUCAAAGCGGCAAACAUUCUCCUUGAGUCAAACUUCGAGGCCAAGGUGGCUGAUUUUGGAUUAGCUAAGCUCUCUUCUGACAAUUACACUCAUGUCUCGACACGUGUCAUGGGAACUUUUGGAUAUCUGGCUCCUGAGUAUGCAGCUAGCGGCAAGCUAACAGUAAAAUCUGACGUUUUCUCAUUCGGGGUCAUGCUCUUGGAAAUAAUCACUGGCCGUCGACCGGUGGAUCACAGCAAUAAGUCCAUGGAUAGUUUAAGCUUAGUAGACUGGGCAAGGCCACUCGCAACUAAAGCAUUGGAAACAGGGGAUUACAGGGAGUUAGUUGAUCGACGCCUUGAAGAUAACUAUGUUCCCCAUGAGAUGGCUCGUAUGAUCGCCUGUGCUGCUGCCUGCAUUCGCCAUUCAGCAAAAAAACGGCCACGCAUGAGCCAGAUUGUACGUGCUCUGGAUGGGGACUCGUCACUUGAGGACUUGAAUGAGGGCGUGAAGCCGGGGCAAAGCCAGGCCUUCAACUCGAAUAGAUACGACACAGUGGCCUACAAUGCCGACAUGAUGAUAUUCCGGAAGAUGGUGAUGUCGAGCCAGGAGUUCAACAGCACCGAGUAUGGGGCCACUAGUGAGUAUGGCCUCAAUCCCUCAUCCUCGUCGGCCACCGACUCUGCAGAGCUCGAUUUAGAGAGCCCCCAGAAGCAAAAUCGGUGA